Dendrobium catenatum is the source of this 2363-nucleotide messenger RNA. RefSeq names its product calcium homeostasis endoplasmic reticulum protein. Gene Ontology annotation, biological process: intracellular calcium ion homeostasis; RNA processing. The coding region runs from base 115 to 2148 and encodes 677 amino acids. The transcript has 4 exons. NCBI's taxonomy places the organism in Eukaryota, Viridiplantae, Streptophyta, Magnoliopsida, Asparagales, Orchidaceae. Gene Ontology annotation, molecular function: RNA binding. Gene Ontology annotation, cellular component: perinuclear region of cytoplasm. The record is from RefSeq and is a predicted model, not a curated record.
CCUCGACCUCGACCUCGACCUCGUCUACAAGUUGAUCCAAGUUGCUAACAAUCAGAAUCAGAAGUGUGAUUGUUACACUGCUUAUUAUUAGGAUUUGAACUGCAGUUCCUGCUAAUGGAUAGACAACCUCAUGACUAUGCUGCUGCAAUGGCUUUUGCUCAGCAGCAGCAAGCCAAUAUCCAACAGCAACAGCAGUAUGCUUUUCACCCACAACCCCUGCAGCAUCCUCAACAAAUGCAUGGAUCACCUUUCAUGCCUCCUCACCCUUCUAUUCAACAAUACCCUUACCAUCACCGCUUGCCUCAGCCACAGCUCUAUCCACACCCGUCCCAUCCCAUGCUCCAUCUUCAACAGCAGCAACAACCACCAUCUGGAUAUUCACCUCAUCUACCCCCUCAUCUCUUGCGCCCUCCUAUGAUGCACCCAUAUGAUUCAACUCCUCCUGCAGACCCAGAGCUUAACAAAAGAAUUGAUAAGUUAAUUGAGUAUGCAGCAAGAAAUGGUCCUGAAUUUGAGGCUCUGAUACGUGAGAGGGAGCAGGACAAUCCUGCUUACAGUUUCCUUUUUGGAGGUGAAGGGCAUAAUUACUAUCGUUACAAGUUGUGGCUAUCUACAAGAUCAGGUCCAGCCUUUAAUCCUUCAUUUGCGUCCUCAAUUCCAAUGAUGCCUCCGUCACAUAAUCCCAUGCUAAAUCCUUCUUCUCUGAGCCCCCCUCCUUUGGGUGCUACUUCUGGAGUCCCAGGUUCAAUGCUUCCGGGACCUCAAUCACACCAACCUUCAUUUCCUCCUUAUUUCGACCAGCAUCAACGGCCACCACAUCCCCAAGGUUUCUUGGGCCAAGCUCAUACUGACUAUGAAUCGUCUAUGAAAGCUUUUAAGGGUCUGUCAGGGCCACUUCCUGCUGAUGUUGCUGCAGAGCUUAAUAGCGUGCUUAGCAAUCUCACUGGCACUAAAGAGUCAAUAAAGGGUGCAAAAAUGUGGUUUAUGCAAAGGUCACCUUUUGCACCAGCAUUAGCUGAUGCUCUUAGAGACAGAAUAUUUUCUCUAGAAGAUUCAGAAAGACAGCUACACAUAGUUUUUCUAGCAAAUGACAUUCUCUUUGACAGCUUGCAACGGAGAACAAAUCCUUUGGAUUUGGAUAAUGAAGCACUUGCAUUUAAACCUGUCUUGGGAAGCAUGCUUGCAAGGAUAUAUAACAACCCACAAAAUAAGGAUGCAAACCAGAGUCGAUUGGAGAAAAUUUUACAGUUCUGGGCUUCAAAGGAAGUUUAUGAUCAGGAAACCAUUGCUAGCCUGGAGAAAGAAAUGAGUGGUGGUCUACCAUUGGUCUUCGCUUCACACAAGGAAACUCCUUUCGGGUUUGACUCAGCUAACAUUACAGGUAACACAUCAUCAGAAUGGCAAUCCGAUCGGCAUAACUUAGUAGAUCUGCCCGAGCUUGAGAAGCAACAAGCCACAGUUUCAGUCCCACCAAGCCAAUUUUUGCCCACAGGUCCGUUUCUUCCCAACCAAGUUACCGUUGGGAUAUAUCAACCUGUGCCCCAGACUUCAUUCCCCGGGGUCUUGCCACUUCCAAAUUCUGCUCAAACCACUCCACAACCAAAUAUUCUACCAGGUGGCGCAACCAUCGUCUCCGACAAGGCCCCUCCGCCAUAUCCGCUUUUCCCGCCCGGUCUCAUCCCCGGCAUGGUUCGUAAGAUGCAGAUUGGCAGUGGCGUUCCAUACUCGCCAUUGAGCCCGCUCGACAUCCCUACGGUUAUCCCACCAUCUAAUAUCCAGCCCUCAGAGAUCCUUGAGAGGGUUGGGAAGUUCUUCAAAGAGAUCGGGGAGGUUAACCCGUCAGAUGGGCCAAUGAACUCAUCAGAACCAAAUGAUGAAUUUGAAUAUGAUCAGGAGGAGCCUAUUGCUCGGAAGGGCGGCGCUUGCAUACCACCACCACCAAAUCUACAGGUCGACCCGGAGACCGGUACAUAUCCUGAUGGGAGUGUCGAGCGAAAACCCGGCUCAACCAGUACUGGGAGAUUGGGCCUUGGCGCUACGGCUAACCCAAAUGAAGUCAGCCAGUAUGAUGAUGUGUACACUUCAUAUAGGAAGCAAAGGAGCACCAAUUACCAUUCAUCCAUGAGUGCAAGAUCUUCUACGAGGUAACAAUAAGAUCAUGUUAUUCAAUUUUUAAAUUUUAUUAGGCUUAGUAGUUUGUUCUGUGAAAGCUUAGAUCAUCAAAUCUUCUAGUUGAUUUUGUUGAGUAGCAUGAGAAUAUUAACCGCUCAUGAGUGUCUGGAUAGACAGAUAUUGAUGGUCAGCGAAAGAACAAUGUGUUUUUUAAGAUGGCUUGGCUGAUGUUCACUCUCUUUUUGCAUCAA